UUGUGUUGUGCUUUCUGCGCAUGCGCCACGUCGAAAGCUCUGUCGAGGUCGAAUUGUAGGAUUUCCUCGGUCUUGGCUAAAAUAAGGCAAAAUGCCUGCAGACUAUGAUAAAGGAGCAUACCCGGAGCCUCCUCGGCAGACUCCGGCUGUGGACAAACAGACAGCCCUGCCAAACCCGGCCCUGAUUCUGUCUAAACUCUUCUAUUACUCCGUGGACCUGCCUGUCACCACAUUUAGAGAUUUUGUGGACAGCAUUCGGGUUAAAAACAAGACCGUAUACUACCACCAGAAGUUCCGCCGUGUUCCUGACCUGACUGCCUGCGAGGAGGGAAAUUACGUCUGCUACUACGAGGCAGAGAUGCAGUGGAGGAGAGACUAUAAAGUGGAUCAGCAGAUCGUGAAGAUCGUCCAGGAGCGUCUGAGGGCCUGCCAGCAGAGAGAAGGAGCCAGCUAUCACCAGAACUGUGCCAAAGAAAUGCAGCAGUUCGAACAGGUGGCCAAGAACUUCCAGUCCUGCUAUGGGGACCUGGGAGUGUAUGCCAGCGGGAGGAAAUGUCUGAUGAAGCAAAAAGAGAGAAUGAUGGCAGCUCAGGGUCAGAAAGCUUAAGUUCAGUUCUAUCUGUCUUGUGUAAUAAUUGUAAAAUAAACUUUAUGUCACAAAUCA
Lates calcarifer (barramundi perch) is the source of this 664-nucleotide messenger RNA. It is a transcript of the gene ndufb10, whose product is annotated as NADH:ubiquinone oxidoreductase subunit B10. The record is from RefSeq and is a predicted model, not a curated record. Bases 92 to 607 code for a protein of 171 amino acids. Lineage: Eukaryota; Metazoa; Chordata; Actinopteri; Centropomidae. The transcript is spliced from 4 exons.